This is a messenger RNA of Entrophospora sp. SA101, 1023 nucleotides long. The record is from the annotation of a GenBank genome assembly. Lineage: Eukaryota; Fungi; Glomeromycota; Glomeromycetes; Entrophosporales; Entrophosporaceae.
AUGACUUUAAUUAUAUUUAUGACACCCCAAUGGACUUGUGAUAUAAACGAUCAGCUUUUAUUCUCAGUCAUAAUGGUUUAUGAAAAAUUUACAACUCCUGUUUUCAACUCUGACCUCUACAAUAGCACAUUUACAUGUCACGAUUCACUAACAUGCGAACAACGCUAUUUUAUGAACAAUCAUCAUCAAAAUAACUCGAUUAAUACACCAACACCAACAUCAACAUCAUCAACACCCAAUAAUGUAUUUAUUAGCUCGUUAUACUCUGAUAGUUAUUUACCGGGCAUUUUAUUAUUGGGAUAUACAAUUAAAAAGCAUCAUCCAAAUCACAAAAUGUAUUUAAUUUUUUUCCCUGAUAAAUUGUCAGAGAAUACGAUUUGCCAAGUGAAGAAAAUUGGUUGGAUACCAAAAAUUGUAGAGAGAAUUCCUCCACCAUGGGAAGGUGUUCAUUUUACUUUUGUAGAUCAGUUUACAAAAUUACAAAUGUGGUCGUUCACCGAAUAUGAUUCUUUGAUUUACAUUGAUGGCGAUGCGAUUUUAACAAACAAAAUUGACCAUUUAUUCGAAUUGGUUAAUGGUAAAACUGGGUUCGAAUUUGCUGCUGCUCCUGAUGUCUGGAAUGGAAGAACAACCGUCAACUUUAAUGCUGGAUUAAUGUUGAUAAAACCAAAUGAAGCGGUCUUCAAAGAAAUAAUGAGAGUACAUAAGAUACGUGGAACAUAUGAUAUAGAUUUUGCUGAGCAAGCAUUCCUAAAUGAAUAUUUCAGAUUCAGAGGUUUGCAAUUGCCACAAAUAUAUAAUACUAAUAUAUCAAUGAUGAAUGCGUAUCCACAUUUAUGGAAGAUGUUAUUGAAUGACAUGAAAGUUGUACAUUACACUUCACGAAAACCAUUCAUCAAACCAAAUCCAGGAAUAUUCAAAGAACCUUAUGAUCUAUGGAAUCAAUUAUAUCAAGAAAUGGAUGCUAAUAUAAAUUUAAAAAGAAUAGAAAAAGAUUGUCGUGUUGUUAACAAUUAUUUUUGA